Messenger RNA from Pelobates cultripes (western spadefoot toad), 189 nucleotides. The record is from the annotation of a GenBank genome assembly. Lineage: Eukaryota; Metazoa; Chordata; Amphibia; Anura; Pelobatidae.
CUCAAGUCCCUCCUGGGCUCAUUGAUUCCCCCCACACAACCACCACCCACCUUAACUUGGGUAGAAGAAAUAUGCAGGGCUGAAAAGAACCCCAGGAGAACUUUCUCUAAACCAUCACCUGCUCAACGCAGGAACAGGGGAUACAAUGGACAAACACGUCCUGGCAUGGCACGCAGACCUACACACUAG